CGCUAAUUGUCAUUGCCGCGGCUCAACGACACGUGUCUAUAGGAAACACCAUGGUCGGGCCAUGAUUGGAAUUUAAAUCCGCGAAGUCAAAUUUUUGUCUGAAUUUAUACAUAUAUUUUAGCGGCGCGACAAUUUGAAUCGCUGCCGUCGAUAUUUUUCUUGAGUUUGACGUGCGCCAUCGUCGCAUCAUCUGCUUUUAUUAAUCACGCACGAUCCACAAAGGAACGGUCAAGCAGAAAUAGCAUACGCGCCGCUCACCGGCCGAUACUCAUCUCCGCACGAGAUAGAAGCCGCAGAGCGCUGUCUCCAGAUCACCAUUAGAGAAUACGGCCAGAUACAAUGCACGAUAAGAAUCGGGAAGCACCCGUCGUUUACGCGAAACGCGUGUGUUGUACGUAUUUCCGCGACGCAAUCGCUCGUGAUAAAUCGAACAUGAUCUGGGACAUCGUCUCGACGUUAAUAGGUGGAUCAUCAAUUGUGUGGACGUCCUCGAGCAACGUUAUGUAAAUGUUUCUCGCGACAUCCGACAAUCCUGGUUAACACCGACAAUUGCUACUUGCGGCUCGUAGUCAGGAAUUUUGUGAUUCCCGAAAGAGCAGAUCGUAAGGUGAAAGAGCACGGUCAUGGUCUUGAGCGAAACGCUCACAGACUCCAGCUUCUUGGCUAUCACACCGUUUAAGAUCAAAUUUAAACCGGUCAGUAAGCCUCUCACCAAACCCCAAUCUUCGACGAUGGUAGGCAAUCGUAGAGUGAAGCUCGUGGCGAGCAAUGAAACUACCACCACGUCGAUGAACACCGGCAACAACCACGUUGUCUCCACUAUACAACCGACCACCACUCAGCAAAAAGUUCAACGAAUCCUCGAGGAGCAGGCAAGGUGGCAAGAGAACGGUUCACGUAGACGCGUCAAGUGCACAUCGGGCACUGCUUGCUGCGUGGUUAACAACUACAGCAUCAUCGCCUCUAGGGGCGAACUCGCUCGAAAUAACCGCGCCGUGAGUGAAACAACGGCGACCAGCGUCAUCGCCAAGAAACGGGCAUCGUCGAUCGUCAACGGGAGGAUCCACUCCAAGGAGGAGACCACACGGAACGGCAUCCUCGCCGAAGAAGAGUCGAGGAAACCUAAGAACGGGUCGAAGGAUUCGACAAGAUCGAGAGGAAUAACCAAGUCCGCUUCCGUACCUAAGGAUUUGAAGGAAAGUCUUCCAGCGAGAGAGAGAACGUUACAGCGGGUGCCGGAGGAGGGCAUCCUGAAGAGGUCUUCCGCCUUCCUGACGAGCUUAGCGCAUCAUCCCUCCAGCAAGCUCGUCGCCGAGAGGAACUCGCCGGACGACGAGUCGAUCAAGUUCCUCAGGCCAUCCGAUCGCUACGAGCUCCGCGCUUCCUCCUCGUCCUCGAGAUACUCCGGUCUGAAGGGAUACCUCUCGAUCCUGACGAACGCUCCUGGCGACGACGCGCAAGUGCGCGUCCUACGACAGUCGCCCAGCGUUCAAACCCUGUCGACGAAGAAGAAGGGCGUUGGGGUGAAGAAAUCGGUCUCCUUCAGCUCCGACACUAGCUUCGAGGAGAAACGCGCGCCCUACCGGAAGACCGCCGUCCACGAGGCCAAGAUUUACCGCAAGGGCGUGCUUCAAGAUCGCGUGCGCGAAGAGACGAUUAAGUCAAAAGUGCCACCCUCGUGGGAAAUACCCUCCGGGGGCCCUACGGCCCUCCUGAGGGCCGCCAGAGAGGCGGACGACACCGGUCUCAAGGAGAUCGUCGCGCAGGCUCGGAAAGUAGGACUGAAGGGUAUGGAUGUCAACGUAGUCGACAGUAGUGGCAGGACGGCCAUAAGUUACAUGGCCGGGAACGGUGCAUCGACGAUGCUGGAACUGGCGCUCUCCUUCGAAGGCGUGGACCCGAAUCUGCCCGACAACGAGGGUAACACGCCGCUCCAUUUUGCCGCCCAAGCCGGACAGACCGAAUGUCUCAACAUCCUCCUGCAGAGAUGUCCGGAUAUCGAGGUGGACGCAAGAAACAUCUUGGGCUUUACGCCGCUCAUGAAAGCCGCCCUUCAAGGUAGAACCAAAUGCGCCAAGAUUCUUCUGUUUGCCGGUGCAAAUCCUACGUUACGCGAUUACGGUAGAGGUUUGAGGGCCGAACAGUGGGCGAGAUUCUGCGGCAGAUACAUGUGCGCCGAAGUGAUCGAGAGAUUCGCGAGACAUCGUCUAUUGGAGAGGACGACGUCGUGUCGUUGGGGCAGCGAGCCCGAAUUGGCUGCGAAAAUAUUACAAGGAAAAGUGACACCCAUACCUACAACGCCUCUACCGCAACCUUCCUCGGGAUUGAAGUCGAAAAUAAGGAAAGUCUUUCGCACUACCUCAAGUCCAGAUCGAACUUACUCUCUGGUAUCACAACUCACCAGCGCGGCUCUCUGUGCGAGCAGUCCAGCUCUGCCGAAACCGUCACCUGUUGUAAAGAGUCUUCUGCGACCACUGAGUGUACCCCAAUUAAGGGUGACAUUGGUUUCGCCGCAGGAUUUCUUAGAGAAGACCUCGGAUAAGUACGGGACAAAUUUUACGGGUAAAAUCGAGAACUCCAUCGCGAAGCCGCCGCGCUCGAAGAAGAAGAGCAAGUAGUCUAAGGUGAAGCUAUAUUGCGGUCUCGAGCCGCGUUUAGCCCGUUUUGCGUCGAACAAUCGCGAAGGAAGAUUAUGCAAGUAUGCUUGACGUAAGACAGCGAGAUGAGUGAUUCGUGAUCAUCCGUUUGAGAUCAUUUACGUGUUAUCCGAUUUCACUGUUGCCUAUAAUCGAACGGUCGAUCGUCAUCCGGAGCCGCGGUCCUCUAAGUAGAUCUCUAAGUAGGUUUCCCGAUUUUACCUCGCCAAGAAAAUAUUAGCGAUGCAUUUUCCUCGGACGUAAACGUUCGCGAAGAUCAAAGAGAGAAGAUCCUCGAAACUCGAUAUCGCUCCCGAUAAAUCACAAUUACCAACCGAUUCGGUGUUUGAAGUGUUUUCAUGUUUACAGGGUCCGUGCUCGAGAUUGUUUUUGAUGUAAACCAUCGCCACGGCCGGAUGCGCAAACAUUCGGGAGGGUCGAAUUUUAUUUUUAGUUUAAGCUUAGAAUGAAUCGUGUGACGUGGCGGAAAGAGAUGCAAGUGCGCAAACGCGAUUACGGGAGAUUCUGCGAAAUCGCGUCGAAUGAUCGUGAUACUGGAAGAUCCAUUAAAAGACUUCCCUGCCUUCAUUGUCUUACCGGUAAAUAGAAUUUCGAUUUUUCCAAGAAACGCAAGUGUGAUCUUGAAGCGAACUCCGAUGUAGUUUACCGGUUAAGAAGAGAAUGAGAGAUAGAGAGAGAGAAAGAGAAAGAGAGAGGGAUAUGAUUGAAAAGCAAACUUGCGAUCAAUAUAUCGCAAGUAUUCUUUUAACUUAUAAUACACGUUUUACCUACAAGAUUUUAUAUCGAUGCAGUUAUUGUCAGAGAUGGUUGUUUAAAUAAAUGUCUUAUUAAUCGACUGUUUGAU
Molecule: messenger RNA, 3501 nt
Organism: Formica exsecta
Lineage: Eukaryota; Metazoa; Arthropoda; Insecta; Hymenoptera; Formicidae
Exons: 11
Coding region: 624-2618 (664 amino acids)
Molecular function (GO): protein binding
Source: RefSeq, a predicted model, not a curated record